Trichosurus vulpecula (common brushtail) is the source of this 573-nucleotide messenger RNA. RefSeq names its product apolipoprotein C3 (gene APOC3). Gene Ontology annotation, biological process: negative regulation of lipoprotein lipase activity; cholesterol homeostasis; lipoprotein metabolic process. The record is from RefSeq and is a predicted model, not a curated record. Lineage: Eukaryota; Metazoa; Chordata; Mammalia; Diprotodontia; Phalangeridae. The transcript has 4 exons. Gene Ontology annotation, molecular function: high-density lipoprotein particle receptor binding; phospholipid binding; lipase inhibitor activity. Gene Ontology annotation, cellular component: extracellular region; very-low-density lipoprotein particle; intermediate-density lipoprotein particle. Bases 117 to 401 code for a protein of 94 amino acids.
AGCUGCCUGGGCCUCCUGUGCCCGCUGCCCAGGGGACAAUAUAAAACAGGCCACAGUGGAUCUUCCCAUCCUAAUCAGCACAUGCCAGGAAGCAGCUUUCCAGACGCAGAGUGACCAUGCAGCGCCAAGUUUUCUUUGCUGCUGUGUUCCUGACCCUGCUGGUGUUUGCUUAUGCUGAGGAAGAGGAGACAAUCCUGAACCGGGUCCAAGACUAUGUGCAUCAGGCGGCCCGACAAGCCCACGACGCUCUGACCACUGUGCAGGAAUCUCAAGUGGCCAAGCAGGCCAAGGACUGGAUGACCGAUAGCUUCAGUUCCCUGCAGGGUUACUGGAGCACUUGGGCAGAGAAGCUCUCUGGCCUAUGGGAGAAAGCUGAUAAGCCGGUGACAGCAACUCCUUAAAGAGACACAUUUUGAAGACUCAACUCCAUCAUUUUGUGUAUCCAUCCGUCCAUGUUCCUCCCUCCCUGGAUCCUCCUAUCUCCAGGGCUUCCUGGACUCUUCCACUAUGUCUCAGAAAAAGCAUCUGCCCCCAGCCAAGCACUGCCCUCAGAAUAAAGCCAGAUGAGAAACA